GGGGCGGCCCGGCGCCCUCUGCGCAGCGCUGUGCUGCCGGUUGGAGUGAAGUUACCGUACUACGAAUAAAGUUACUUUCCGUGAGGAACCUUUGGAGAUAAUCCGAAAUAGGGACAUUCCCAUAAAAAUGGUGCUGGCUUCUCAUUGGUGGGUUCUCAGGUGUGUUCAGAUUUGCUUCCAGCUGUCUGCUGAAUUGGACUGGCUUAGUAACCCAAGCUUCUCUACGGAAGAUGCACUGUUGCUGCAUCAGCGCACUACAGAAGUUGCAAAUCUCGUCCCUGAAAAGUCACCACUAAUAAGCAGGACUACUUCAAGAUCAGAGUUGUCAGGGGAGAGUGAUACAGAUGAGAGUCUGAAACAGUCAAGUAAGAAAAGGAAAAAGAAAAAGAAAAAACAUCACCACUAUAAGAAGACAAAAAAAAAAAUCAAAGGGGACUCCAGUAGCAGUGAAUUGGAUCUGGACACUAAGGACAUCAGUGACAAGGCCAAAGGAAGUGUCAGAAAUCAUGAAAAGGAAGCAGCAGCAAAUCUAGAUAAGAAAACGUCAAAUCUUACCAGCAAUCGCUUUGUUUGGCUUGAUGAUAUCCAGGAUUUCACAGCAGAAACCUUCAGAAUAGACAAGAAACCAGACCCUGCAAACUGGGCCUACAAAUCUCUGUAUCGAGGGGACAUAGCAAGAUAUAAAAGGAGAGGAGAGUCCUGUCUUGGCAUAGAUGCAAAGAAACAGUGUAUAACUUGGGACAGUUCUGCAUCAAAAAGGAAGCAAUUACAGAGGCGACCUGAGCGCUACUUCACAAAGAACAAUGUGAAGAUGCUGAACACAGAUGGGAUUCCUGUUUGCAAUAAAAGUCCAUCUCACCCAGCUGCUUUUAUACCAGUUUUCCAAGUGGAAACUGAUGAUCCUUCUGACACAAUGGAGGUAAAUCCUCUUGGGAUUUAUGAUACAUCAACUACAGUGUGGCUACAAGGAAAAGAGGGCAGGAUUGCAGACCAUGAGCCUGUAAAUACACAACAAACUAUUCAAGAGCCUGGGAUAAAGAUUAACUCUGUUCUAAUGGCAAAAGUAGAAGAACAUAACAAGAAAGUCAGAGAAAACCCAAGAGAUAUUAAUGCCUGGAUGGAAUUUGUUUCUUUUCAGGAUGAACUAAUGAGAGGACCUAGCCCAUAUGCCAGUAAAGGAGAGCAGGAAAUAAGAAGAAAAUCACUGAAGUUAAUCUUAGAAAAGAAACUGGCCAUUUUAGAGAGGGCAAUUGAAAGCAAUCCGGGUAAUGUUGAUCUGAAACUUGCCAGGCUGAAGCUUUGCACAGAAUUCUGGGAACCACCAGCUUUAAUCAAAGAGUGGCAGAAGCUAAUUUUCUUACAUCCCAAUAAUCCAGAGCUGUGGAAGAAGUAUCUUCUGUUCUGUCAAAGUCAGUUCACUACCUUUUCUGUUUCAAAAAUCAAUAGUCUCUAUGGAAAAUGUUUGACUACAUUGGCAGCUGUACAAGAUGGCAGCAUGGUAUCACAUCCUCUUCUGCCUGGCACAGAAGAAGCUAUGCUAGCUAUAUUUAUUCAGCAGUGCCACUUCCUGAGACAGGCUGGCCAUUCUGAGAAAGCAGUGUCUUUGUUCCAGGCUCUGAUGGACUUCACCUUCUUUAAACCUGACAGUGUAAAAGAUCUGCCAACAAGGGGACAGGUGGAAUUCUUUGAACCCUUUUGGGAUAGUGGAGAACCACGAAUUGGAGAAAAAGGAGCAAGAGGCUGGAAAGCAUGGAUGCACCAACAAGAAAAGGGUGGCUGGGUUGCUCUUAAGCCAGAUGAUGAUGAUGAUGAUGAAGAGAUAGAUGAAGAUCAAGAUAUAAAGGAUAAAACUCUGCCCAAGUGGCAUAUUUGGUUGGAUAUUGAGUAUUCUCGUGAAGCAAGGCAGUGGUUACCUUGGAGGCCAGACAAAACAAAAGAGGAAACUGAAGAAGAUUGUGAAGAUCCAGAAAGACAGGUAUUAUUUGAUGAUCUUGGACCAUCUUUAAUCCAUCUUACUAAUCCAGAUCUUCAACAUCAACUGGUGUACUCAUUCUUGCAAUUCCUGGGAAUUCCAUGCACAAGUAAACUCUUCCCUUCCAACCUCUAUAUUGCCAUGGAUGAAAAUAACAUCUUUAACAGUGUGCUUUCUGAUGAAAAGCCAUUGACUUCUGUUGAUUUUCCACUUUCUGGAUUCAACAGUAUUGGUCAUAUGGACACGAUGCUACGAGGGAGACAUCACAUAGGCCACUAUAAAGAAGGAGAAGAGUUCAUACAGAAUGUGUUUCAUGUUCUAUUCCUGCUGUUUUCAGGAAAGGAAAAAUCUAACCUGUCCAUUUGCUGGUUACAGUAUGAAAUAUCUAAGGUAGUUCAGUGUCUCCAAGCAAAAAACAAAAGGAAGCUGAAAGCACAAGGGAGGAAGAGUAAAAAGUUGGCCAAGAAUCUCCUUAAAGCACCUGACAAUCGAAAUGACCUUUCUCUCUGGAAACUGUAUGCCUACCUAGAAUGGCUGCUUGGUAACAUUGAUGAUGCCAGGAAGGUAUUUGACACAGCUCUUUGCACAGUGGGGACUGAAGGAUUGAAAAGUCCCCAGCUCUGCAGCCUCAGUCUGCUUUAUGCUCAGCUGGAAGUGGAACUACUAGAAAGUAUAGAAGGAGCUGUCAUGUCACGAGCUGCUCAUAUAUUGACCAGAUUGGCUGAAAGUGGACCGUAUGUGCCCUAUAGUGGACAAGUGUUGUCUGUGAAUGUCUUGAAAGCUCGUAAAACAUAUGAGCAUGCGCUGCAAGAUUAUUUAAGUAAAACUUUGGUUUCUGAUCAGGAUCAGGUCAGUGAUGCUAAUCAGCUAGUUAACUUGGUUGGUUGUUAUGCACUGUUCCAGUAUUUGACUGUUGGGAUUGAUGCUGCAGUAUUAAUAUAUAAACAGACUUCAGAAAAACUUGAAGCUUCUGGUUCACAGAAAUGUGAAAAUACUAGAGAGAAUUUCGGCGUUCAAAAUUUUCCCACUGCUCUUGAAGCUGUCACACUGCUGCAUACAAAUUUACUCAAAUUCCACAUGAAAAUUAGUGUUUAUCCUUUGAAUCCUCUGCGAGAAGAACUAAUGGAGGCUCUGAAACGGUAUCCUAGCAACCAGUCUCUUUGGAGGUCAUAUAUCCACAUCCAAAGGAAGUCACACAGUGCUAGUAAAGCACGAAGGUUUUUUGAUGGUGUCACAAGGUCUACUAACGCUUUAGAGCCAUGGCUGUUUGCAAUCCAAGCAGAGCAGAUGAGAAAAAAACUCACUGAGAAUGUCCAGAGGGCAGAUGUUGGUGAAAUACAUUCUACUAUUCCUGAAACUGGAUUAACAAACAGGAUUGUAGCUCUCUUUGAACAUGCAGUUCAGAGUGAAAACGGUACCCAUUGUCCUCUGCUGUGGAGAAUGUAUUUGAACUUUAUGGCUUCACUAGGAAAAAAAGAAAAAAGUAAAGGAUUGUUUUAUAAAGCCCUUCAAAACUGUCCUUGGGCAAAGGUACUCUAUAUGGAUGCAAUAGAGUACUUCCCUGAUGAUCUUCAAGAGACACUUGAUCUAAUAACUGAAAAAGAAUUGAGAGUGCGGGUACCCAUGGAAGAGCUGGAUCUACUGUUGGAGGUGUAAAGACUCUAGAUGAGUGGAGCAAAUACAGAAGCUAGAUCCAGAACUAACAGUUAGACCUGUCUCUUCAAACAGGAACUCAAUGUACAUUUUUUUUAAGGGUUGGGUUUUUUGUUUUGUUGGGGGCUUUUUUGUUUUGUUUAAGCUUUUAUAUAAGUUGCUAUCAAAAUGGAGUUCUCGCUGCAAGUAUUCUGGAAUCAAGUGCUGCAUUUUGUCCACAAAAAUGCAUUCAUUUCUCUGAAGUAUUGCUGGCUCCCACAGGAUACCCUCUUAUAAAUAGCCUCCUGUUGAAUGUUGUCCACAUUUCUUAUUCUAUUGUUUGAAAUUACAUUCCCUAGAGUUCAGUAGAGAUUCAGUACAUGCCAACUAUGGUUUGGUGAGCAGCACAGGAAAUAAACAUCUGGCAAAUAGAUGCUCCGCUGUCCUCCAGUUGGCAGACUUCAGUAAUUUCCUUCAGCUUGGUAUGCGUGUGUGUGUAUAUAUAACUACCAAGUCAAACAGCCCUUACAUCUGUACAUACACUCUGAGAAAAGGCUGAAUCUUUGCUUGAGCAGGCACUUAUUUUGGAUGUGUGUUUAUAUGUUUUGACAGGUGACCAUUUUAGUAAAAAUAUUUAUGAAAAAUAUACCUGAAUAUUUGAAAAUUCAAAAGGAACUUUAAUUAUUUUUUUAUUUCUUAAUUUAAUAGAACUGUGAGUGUAUUAAAAAUGAAAAUGUAUCCAUAAUGCAUCUCUACGCAGCUCACUUUUAAACAAGUUUUUGUAACUGAUUACUUGCUUUUGACCCAAAUACAGGCAAUCACUGUAAGAGAAAUAGAGGCCUGGUCUAUAUUUAAGUCUCACCAAAGAAGGCAGCAUAGUUAAAACAUGAUUGUUUAAUUAGUAGCUUCUAUUCCUAGAGUCUUUAGGCAAGCUCCUAGGGAAGUAAUAUGAAAUAUGGUAACAAUUUAAAGAUACACUAUAUAUUUAUCUUGUAAGACACAAUAAGCUGAAAUAUGUAAAAGACUGUUCAGCAUCCCUACUCUUGAGACCCAAGUACUCAGAAACUGGAUCUUCAUGUGAAAAGAAGGUACCUGCAGCUACUGAAUACCCAAAACUGUUCCAGAGGUUUUUCAGGAGAAAACUCACUAACAGCACUAAACCACUCAGGAUCAUCCAGGUGGUGAGAUCUGGUUUCAUGGAAAAUGAUGGCUGGACAAACCCAUACAACCUAGGGCUUGGUUUUGCCUGUAGCACCAUAAUACAAGAUCUAAUACAUUUUAGUUUAGGCUGAGCUUCAUUUAUUCCUUUCUGAAAUUAUUUUAAAUAUUACAGGGAAUAUGUAGAUUUUUAAAAGGCAUUACAGCAUUUCUUAAGAGCCUUAUAAUAUUGCUGUGGUUGCAAGUGAUGCUGGUUUUGCUAUACAAGUAAUUGAUUAGUCUUUGUAAGAAAACACGUAUUUUUAAAAUCCAUGUUUCUUUCAGAAAUUACAGAGCUGCUGAACUGGAGGUCGGAACAGCAACAUCACAAAUGGGGUGUGUGUGUGUUUGCUCUCCAUCAAAGCAGAAUGUUGCUUCUUCUAAAGACCUGAAAGGGACAUGGAGAGGGAAGAAGCUUGAUUGUGCUCCUGGUUGUGUUUUUCUUCAGUCAUAGAAUCACAGAGCAGCCUGGGUUGGUAUGGACCUUGAAAGAUUAUCUGGUCCAACCUUUUGUGGCAUAGGGAGCCUAGGUGAGAUUAUCUAGCAUCUUGAAAACCUCCUGUGAUGGCAGCAAUGACUCUUCUUUCAGUCACUUUUCUCUUCCAUGCAUCCCUCCCCUGCUGCAGCUUCUCCCAGUGCAGCACUCAUGCUACUUGCUUG
Athene cunicularia (burrowing owl) is the source of this 5461-nucleotide messenger RNA. RefSeq names its product NRDE-2, necessary for RNA interference, domain containing (gene NRDE2). The transcript has 14 exons. Gene Ontology annotation, cellular component: catalytic step 2 spliceosome. The coding region runs from base 128 to 3628 and encodes 1166 amino acids. Gene Ontology annotation, biological process: negative regulation of RNA catabolic process; RNA processing; regulatory ncRNA-mediated post-transcriptional gene silencing. The record is from RefSeq and is a predicted model, not a curated record. NCBI's taxonomy places the organism in Eukaryota, Metazoa, Chordata, Aves, Strigiformes, Strigidae. Gene Ontology annotation, molecular function: protein binding.